Molecule: messenger RNA, 1941 nt
Organism: Sorghum bicolor (sorghum)
Lineage: Eukaryota; Viridiplantae; Streptophyta; Magnoliopsida; Poales; Poaceae
Product: 3-oxoacyl-[acyl-carrier-protein] synthase, mitochondrial
Exons: 13
Coding region: 105-1499 (464 amino acids)
Biological process (GO): fatty acid biosynthetic process
Molecular function (GO): 3-oxoacyl-[acyl-carrier-protein] synthase activity
Source: RefSeq, a predicted model, not a curated record
UUCGCAGGUCGUACUCGUCGCCUGCUGCUGCCCGCCUCCGCUCCGCCCGUCUCCCACAGCCACGCCGCCGUCCUCGAGCCGCGCUCGGCGCUCCCCGUCGCCUGAUGAGCUGCCUCCGCCGCGCUCCCCGCCUCAUCCGGGGCCUCUCUUCCUCCUCGGCGGCGGAGGCGGAGGGGAAGACGCUCCCGCCGCCGCGCCCCUCUGCUGGCCGCCGCGUGGUCGUGACGGGGCUGGGCGCCGUCACGCCGCUGGCGCGCGGCGUGGGCGCCACCUGGGACCGCCUCGUCGCGGGGAGAUGCGCCGUCCGCUCGCUCGCCGCAGAGGACCUCCGACUUCCGGAGGAAGCAGCGGGGAGGACGCUCGAGCAGCUCCCGUCCAGGGUGGUCGCCGCCGUGCCGCGCGGGAAGGGCGAGGACGAGUUCGACGAGGACGCGUGGACCAAGGAUAAAUCUAUAUCAGGAUUUAUAUCCUAUGCUCUGUGUGCAGCUGAUGAGGCUUUAAGAGAUGCAAAUUGGUUGCCUUCCGAAGAUGAGAAGAAGGAAAGAACGGGAGUCUCUAUUGGUGGAGGGAUCGGAAGCAUCUCAGAUAUUUUAGAUGCGUCGCAAAUGAUCAUCGAAAAUCGUUUACGUCGCCUCAGCCCAUACUUCAUCCCCAAGAUUUUGAUCAACAUGGCAUCAGGUCAUAUCAGCAUGAGAUAUGGUUUCCAGGGUCCAAACCAUGCUGCUGUGACAGCUUGUGCCACUGGUGCUCACUCUAUUGGCGAUGCUACUAGGAUGAUCCAAUUUGGAGAUGCUGAUGUGAUGGUGGCUGGUGGAACUGAGUCCAGUAUUGAUGCUUUGUCUAUAGCUGGAUUUUCUAGGCUAAGGGCAUUGUCUACAAAAUAUAAUUCGUCUCCACUUUCAGCUUCAAGACCUUUUGAUUGCGGUAGAGAUGGAUUUGUGAUUGGUGAGGGCUGUGGGGUCAUGGUUUUGGAGGCACUUGAUCAUGCAAAGGAACGGGGUGCAAAAAUUUAUGCUGAAGUUCGAGGCUACGGAAUGUCUGGUGAUGCACAUCACAUAACUCAGCCACAAAAUGGUGGUAGAGGUGCUAUCUUAGCCAUAAAGCGGGCUUUGGAUCAGUCAGGUCUUCAUGCAAAUGAAAUUGAUUAUGUGAAUGCGCAUGCCACGUCAACUCCUCUUGGUGAUGCUGUGGAGGCGAGCGCGAUCAAAUCUGUCUUUGGCGACCACGCAGCAUCUGGUGGUCUCGCAUUAUCCUCAACAAAGGGAGCAAUUGGUCAUCUGCUAGGGGCUGCCGGAUCGGUGGAAGCAAUCUUCACUGUGCUAGCAAUUCACCACGGAGUUGCGCCGCCCACGCUUAACCUAGAGCAGCCAGACCCGCUGUUCGAGGGGGCGUUCACGCCACUAUCUGCGCCCAAGAAGGCGCUGAUACGAGCAGCCAUCUCCAACUCUUUCGGGUUUGGUGGAACUAACACGUCGCUGCUGUUCUCCUGCCCGCCCUAGUUUUAACGGCACUCUACCAUCUGCUCGGCUCCUCGCUGGAAGUGAAGAGGCGUACCGGAAUAUUCAGAUAUGUUCCGGAGUAAACAUCGGAAGGCACCACCCGCGUUUGGCUGAAGUUGAGGAGGCUUCAGGGCUCUGAUGCCCAACAUUCUGUUUCCUUCGCUUGCUCAUGCGUUUGCUUCGGCUGCCGUGCAAACCGUUUACUGCUACAAACCUGAGGAAACCAAAAUCGGUUAAACGGUUCUUCGCAAGUUUUUGUUUCAGCAAGUGUCAAUUAAACUGAACAUAAACUUGCUCUGCUUUGGAGAAAGCUGUUCAAGGUAUAGCUAUAUUUGGGUACUUGGGUUCGUGUUCGUGUAUGCAUGGCCCCAUGGGUCUUCUAGAGUGCCGUAUUCAGCUUGAGCUAAGAACAAAUUUACCAGCCCACCAAGGCACAAACUCA